AAAAAAAACAUCCAAAUUUCCAAUUUCAUCCAAAAUUCCCAUUAUUUAAACCGUCUUUGAUGUCUUUCAUCCUCUUCUAUUCUUGCUAAAAAAAGAACAAUACCAUGCCGUUCGACGUGAGCAAAAUGGAGGCCAAGCCUCAGCUGAACCAUGUCCAGGGCGCCUACGACUAUUCCCUCCAGGUAAUCAACCAAGCGCUCGUCUACAUGUGCUCGGCGACGGUGACCAUAAACGCGCAGAAAGACAAUAACAAUCCGAAAAGCAAGGAUCCUAAAUCGAAGGAGAAGGAACUAACCUUGACCCAAACGACACUGCUCUUCGAGGCGGUUUUGACAGAAUUUUCCCAACUCUCGAAGUUGUUGCAGUCCACCGCCUAUGCACUGAAAAAGUAGUACUCGUGGUACUAAUUGCAGUUGCAGACAUGCAUGACAAAUCGCCUUCUUUACCUAAAACAGCAUUACAAAUUUCAUCUGUCAUGCUGAGGAAAUUUGUAUAUGCAAUUUAUACUAGUACGAUGCUUUUGCAGUUCAUACCGCCCACAAGAAGUACGAUGGGCAGACGGCGACCAAUAUGGCUCACCAUGCGGCGAAGAAUGUCCGGGGUGAGACGCAGGCCAUGAAGAACCAGCGGGCGACCAAGUACGUGGAGUCCCAGCCGACAAGAUUAUGCAUUGCAAAACCAAAAGUGUCGUACUGUCGUACUCGCAUGACAAAUUUCCUCAGCAUUUUUAGGAACGGAAUUUGUAAUGCGGAUUUAACUUGACAAAGAAAUGUGUCAUGCAUAAAUGCGAUUAGUACAACGAUAGUUUUGCAAUGCAUGAAGGUUGGAGCACAACAACUUCUUCGAGCGAUCCGAUUUCUACCGCUACACCCGGAUCGUCGCGGUGCUGACGCUUGUUUCCGAAUUGGCCCGAAAAUGCACGAACAAGACCGCGAUCGGAAUCCGGGCGCUGGCGCGGGACCAACGGAUCUUAACCUGCGCGGAGGAAAUGCUGAAGUUGCGGGAAAGGUUGGUGUUGACCGGCGACGGCAGUCCGGAAGAGAUUUUGAACCUUUUGAAGCAGAAGGAAAAGUCCCAAAUUGCCAAGUUGAAGGUAGAAAUCGAUAAAGGGGUCGGGGAUAAGAUCAACGACGACCAGGCUACUGCACUCGGCAUGACCUUGAUCGGUCUCGGGCAGAUGCCAAAUUCCCUGAAGCAGUUCGGCGCACAGCAGGCGAAGAACGACCCAAGGGGGGGUACGCCGCCGCCAGAAGAGCCGAAGAGCGGUUCAAUCCCGGUCGAUGAACCUCUCAAGAUCAAUGUGGUUCUGCUCCUCGGUCCCCCGGCCAGUGGCAAGGGUAGUAUCACGCCACACAUCACUGACACGUUCGGGGAGAAAAACUGUUUCCACAUUUCCACCGGUGAUUUACUCCGGAACGCCGUCGCCGCGAAGACGGAGCUCGGUGCGGUUGCCGGGAAAUUGAUGCAGGAGGGAAAACUAGUACCGGACGAUUUGUGCACCAAUCUCGUGACCGACCACUUGCAGAAAAAGGUCUUGAGCGCCCCAGCUUUCCGCGGCAACAACGGCGGGAAACCGGUGUUUCUGAUCUUUGACGGCUACCCGCGGACCGCGAAUCAGGCGAAGUUAUUGUUGGAGAACUGCCUGAUUCCGAAUAACUUAUCCCGCGCGGCGUCGCUCCGUUCCUCAGCGGAAAAACAGACGAAUGUGCGAAACUUUGUUCUGACGUUGGAUGUGCCUGACAAAGUUCUGGAAGAGAGGAUCGCGGGCAGAUGGAUUCACAAAGAAUCGGGGCGGAGUUACCAUGUGAAAUUCAAACCCCCGCAGAGUUACUUCCGCGCUUGUCGGGAGGCGCAGAAGAGCGUGCCAGCGACGGCUGCGAACAUGUAUGGAUUUUUGUGUUUUCAUCUGAUUUAUGCAUCUGACAAAUUGAUACAGAUACGGAUGCCUCAUGUAGCCGCUUUCCACAUGACAAAAGUUUCGAUUUUUUUAAACUUCUCCUCUUCUAUCAGGCUCGACGAUAUCACAAAGGAGCCUCUGUACCAGCGCGCGGACGAUACCAUUGAGGCUCUCCAAACUCGGCUAAAAUCCUACCACGAAGUGACCAAAACCCCGAUUCUGGAUUACUACGGCUCCUUUCUCCACUGGGAGGUCCACCCCUCGAUCGACGCGAACCGGCCUGUCGUGGAGGUCCAACAGGAGGUGAUCGAGAUUUUGCAGGGAGAUUUUAAGGAGAACUCCUACGCGGCUUUCAAAAAUCGGAAGAAAGAGCUCGCGAGAGUGCAGUCCGCGACGUUUGACGCGCAGCCGAAGCAGGUGAUUCCCCCGGGGCGGGCGGCAGUGAAUCUCGGAAAAAUGAAGGCGGUGGUGCGGUUUUUGCAACUCGUAUCGAAAGAGAAAUUUGAUAUUUGACGUUGUCCCGUAGUACAACAUCAACACGAUCAACACGUAAGUACACGUGGUGCAAAUGGUGCGGUUUUCGUCCUCGCAUUUCUUGACAUCAAAAUUUAUGUCGCUGAAAUCUGCUCUGCAUGACAGACAAGCUAUGCUUCUAUGCCCUAAGUUGGAAGUUGUGGCGAAAGUUCUUGGGGUGCAAAUUUUGCUCGUAUUACGUGUGCGGGACAAGAUCAAGAAGAAGAUUUGUGUUGCAUAACUCACGAAGAAAAGCAAGGCGUCGCAGGACGAUCCGUUAGCGGAGGACGAUCCGCUUGCUGAGCCGGAGCCAUAUCAAAAUGAAAAAUCCCCCCUCCCUAUAUCAAAUUUGAAAUCUGUGAUGCAGGAUUUGCGUACACAAAUCCGCUCUGUCUUGCAGUGGAGGACUGCACGCAGAUGCCAAGCCUGAGCUGGGCCCUCUCGUUGUUGGCGCCUAGCAACGGCGAUUUAUCCUCUGCACGCCAUACAGCAUUACAAAUUGCCCGCAAAACCCGGCGGAGUCUGUGGCUUUCCUUCUUGCAAUACAGAGACGAUUUGUGUCCGCAAAUCAGCGUCGCAAAUUUGUAGAAGUAUGUCGCUUCAGAAGUAUGGGGAGAGGGGAUUUUUCCUUUUGAUAAGCCAGUUGUAUUCACCGAGGAAGAGCGCAAGGAGAGUGACAAGCUGGAGAUGUACAAAGACGAAACCAAGGAAGACCGAACUUUGCGCCACGCGGAGGAGGACCGCUUGCAGAUUCUUCGUGCGCAGGCGGAAAAACUGGGGUACUACCGAAAUUUUGUGAUUCCCCCGAAAACCGGGCAAACUUCCUUGCAGCGGUACGAGGAAGAGCAGAAGUUGCGCAAGUGGCUUCUGGAAAAUGCUCCGGCGAACUACAACUUCAAAAUCGACAAGCAGGCCAUGAGCAGUCUAGAGAGGCUCCAGGAGGCAAGGAGGUUGGAAGAGUUGAAGAAGUCACAGCGAAAAGCGAAUUUCACAAUCAACAAAGACCAACAAAUGUCGUCGCUCCGCCGGCUGGAAGAGCAGGAGAGAGAGCGGAAGGAACAGCUGGCGCAACGGCAGACGCCGAAUUUUUUACUGAGCAUGAAUAAGAACAAGAAGAACAGCAAUCCGAAUUCGGGGCUAACUUCGGAAGAGCAAGCGAUGUUGAAAAACAUCCGGUCGGCGCCGACGCCGGACAAGCAGCCUGGGUUAUGGGGUUCUCAACUGUUACAUUUUCAUUCAACUGUUACAUGAAUUUGUCAUGCAAAAACCCUAUCACUCUUCAUGCGAUCAAGCCUUCUCAGCAUGACAACUUCUCGACGCGCUAAAUAGGACUAGAAUCCGUCCCAAACCUGUAAUGCAGAAGGCGCAGUCUUCCUCCGAUCACUUUUGCAAUUUCUGCAUUACAAAUUCAUGGAACACUUCCUUGAGCAUGUAACACUUGAGAGCGCCAUAUUUGUUUUUCCUGACUUCGGGCACGAAUCCCCACGGGGUCGCGGCGAACGCAGAGUACAAGUCUGUAUGCAUUGCAAAAGCUAUCAUUCUAGUAUGAAUUGCAUCACAAAUUUCCUUAGCAUGAGAAAUAAAAUUUGUAAUGCGGGUCUACCUUGAGAACAAGAUUUGUAAUGCAUCAUGACUGCAAUUACUACAAGCGCGAUACAGCUUUUGCAGUGCAUAAUCGGCCAAGUACGACAAAACGAAGCAGUUCGUGAAGAACCCCAUCACCGGAGCCUGGGAAGCCCAAGCCUUGUCGUCGGCGGAGCAAAAAAUCGCAAGGGCGAGUGCCAGCACGAGCCAAGUCGUGGGGUCAAGCGCGCGGGGUGACUACAUCGACCCGAACGCGUCUUUGCGGGGGAAACGGGGACGGUAUGUCGAGAACCCCUUGACGGGGGAGUGGACGUUUGUGGAGGAAACUAUGCAUUGCAAAAGUAUCGUAAUCGUACUCGUAUAAGUGCAUUACGGCAUGUUGAGAAAUGAAAUUUGUCAUGCGGGUUUACCUUAAGAAAAAAAUUUGUAAUGCAUCACUGCAAUUACUACGAAUGCGAUACUUUUGCACAGGAUAGAAACGAUCCAGGAGCAACUGCUCAGAGAGGAAAGGGAGAAGCAGAUCUAUGAGCAGGAGCAGAAAUACGUCCAAAGCAUGCGGGAAGCCCACCCGUCGCGGAUCAUUCUAUGACAGUGCACAACCCCCCCUCCCCCUUAUUUGUCAUGCAAAACCCCAAACCCAAAUGCUCCCUUGUGGCACUGUUUGCAUCACAGAUUCCGCAAUCUUCCCAAAUAGUACUACACUAGGCGCAUGAGUUUGUCAUGCACAGGCUCCACGUGUGGUGCUGUUUGUAUUGCUGUUCAUGCAAUACAAAUGAGAAAGAGGGGGAGUUGUGCACUCUCAUACAUUCCCUCGAUCGUGCAGAAAUCUUUACCCAACUACAGCUACAUGAAUCAGUACGGCCGCACCAGUGCAGCCAUGAUGGCGGAUGCGCCGGCUGUAUCCACAAUAAAUUUGCCGUACGCGUACAAAUGCAGUUGCUGUAUGACAAAACUUGCCUUGAAUCCCAGUCAGCAUGACAAGUUUGACAGAGCUAGCGAAAUUUGUCAUGCACUUUGUACAUGUACGGGAAAUUUGUAUUGCAUAGUCUGGCGCGGUGGCCGACGAGGAGCCGCGGUUUGGGGGGGAUAACGAAGUAGAACCAGCAGUGGUUGAUCACGCGGCGGAGGAGAGCGAAGUGAAUAAGCAAUUUCAGGAACAAAACCACACGUUUGACGACAAAACAGUGAAAAGCACGUUACAAAAGCAACUCUCCUUCGGAAACGCCGCCCCUGCCUCUACCGCGCCGCAGGCCCAAAAGCCCCCCUCCGUGAACGAACCGCACGAACCCAUGUCGCUGACCAUCACCGGUUAUGCAUUGCAAAAAUGUCUGGAUCCGGAAGGGGACAAGUUUGCCAUGCACAUUUUCCAUGGUCCGCGACGUCUGUUAUGUAUGCCCUAGCAUCACAGAUUUUUUGAGCGCUUAUCGAUGCGCAUCCUGCAUGACAAAUGCCCGAUACGCGUAGCCAAAUUUGACUGCUCUUGCUGCUCAUGCAAUACAGAUUUUUUUUUUGAACCCAAAUGCAGCAUCACAAGUUGCACUGUUCCAGACCCAGACAUAUUUGCAAUGCAUACCGGCGGGGAGUACCCGAAUAAAGAGCAAGAGCGCCCCACGGAGCACGCGCACUACGGGGUAUCCACUGCAAAUAUAAUCUCUGGGUCUGGAAGGAUUUGCAAGGUUUGCCAUGCUUGUCCGGCAUGGCUGAAGAAUUUGUGAUGCGUGUCGAAGAAGAGACCCUUUUGCCUGUCAUGCAGCACGCAGUUUGUCGUGCGGAAAGUGCAACACUAAGCAGGAGCGCAAAUAUUUCUCAUGCUUGGCUGUGCAAUACAGAGAAUUCACUACUCAGAACUCAGCAUUACAAGUUUCCAGACCCAGACACUUUUGCAUUUGAUACGGGGUAGGGAGUCACCACUUCACUAAAGCGCACCCGAAUUUCGCGUAUCCUGAGGAAAAAACGUUACAGUUACACACUCUGAUGGAAGACAAGCAAGACAGAGGACCUCGUGCCAGCCUCAUUGUAUUCGUGUUUCCCCUUAUAGUCUGCGCAUCACAGCAGGUUUUCUUGGCCAUGUCGAGCAACUUUGUGAUGCAGAAACUCCAACAAAUGUGUAUACUGUAACACUUUUGUCCUGUGAUAUCGCGAGGCAAAUGUCGAAAGAGUUGAGCAAGCAAGCCGAAGCUGCGCCGACGAGCCAAGCUGGUUACCCUCAAUCGGGCGCAGGAGCUGGGCAGAACAAGAAAAAGGGAAAAUACGUGGAGAAAGACGGAAAGUGGGUUUUCCAACCGGAUGAGGGGAGCUUACUCCAGAGCUACACCGACUAUGCAUUGCAAAUGGCCGGGUCUGGAAACUUGUGAUGCAAGGAAGGGAAUAGUGAGCUCCCUGCAAUGCGCUGCCAAGCAUGACAAGGUUUUUGCAUGGUUCUGAGUUGCGUACUCCGCAUGAGAAACUGCGUUUUUGCAUGACAGGGAGUAGGAGCUCUUCGCGGCCACGCAAUACAGAGUUCAGGGUCAUGCCAGACUAGCAUGACAAGUCUCGGAAUCUUCCAAACCCAGACAUAUUUGCAGUUGAUACCGACAUGGUGGCCGCGCACGACGCGAAAAACGACAACACCAUCCAAACGGACAUUUUUGGGAAACCGAUUGCGCAGAAUAUGACCCGCUCAGGUGUUACAAUCUCAAACGUUUCAAUAGAGUCUGAGACUUGUCUUGCAUGAUGAGCAUGACAGACUCGCAGAGCGUUUCACUUUCUGCAAUACAAAUUUCGCCAGAUUGUAGUACAGUUUGGGGCUCCGGAACUUGUCAUGCGCAAUCCUAUGAGAGUUGGCUAGAUCAUGCACUCUUGCAUCACAUUCUAGUGCAACUUUCAGAUUGUAACAGCUAAGCGCGUUAUACAGAAAAAGGGAAAUUUCGUGGUCGACCCGAAGACGGGGAAGUGGAUGAAGCAGGAGAUGGAACCCAGUUUGAACGGCGUUACGCUCGUAUCAAAUGUAAAAGUGUCUGGGUCUGGGAACUUGUGAUGCUGGGUGGAGUCUCAUGAUGAGGCUACAAAUGCUGGCUCAGCAUGACAAGUUUCUGAGCUCCAGGGUGUUGCCUAUUCUGCAUGACAAACCGCGCUUCUGCAUCACAGAAAAGCGGAGCUCUUGGGCAACGUGCGUGACAGAUUUAAGAGUCAUGCCAGACAAGCAUGACAAACAUUAAUUCCUCCAGACCCAGACAUUUUUACAGUUGAUAGCUCGGUGGCGCCAAAGAAGCGGUGAAGACAGACCACGUCGUAUCAUUUGUAAAAACGUCCCCACCCCAGAGUCAGGAUGGGGAUUUUGCAACACAAACCUGAAAGUUUUGGAAGCCACGCAUGACAAGCUGAAGGCUGUAGUGUAAUGCCGUUUAGCAAGGGAAGCCGCAUAACAAAUCCAUCUCCUUAUCCUGUUCACAGCAUUACAAGUUCCAAAACACGAUGGGAAAUGCCUCUCAUGGCGAUGCGCAUUACAAAUCUUCCCGUGACUGCAAAUCUGCAUGACAGCUAUGGGGUGGGGACGUUUUUACGCAGGAUACGUCGCGAUGAUCGGGUCUGUUUGGGACCGGAAACAUUCCGACCUGCGCGACGCGUCGCUAUGCAAAUUGAAGCAUCGUACUGGUAUUGCAACCGUGCAUUACAAAUCCUUUUCUUAAAGGUAAAUCCGCACUACAAAUUAUAUUUCUCAUGCUGAGGGAAUUUGUAAUGCAUUUAUACGAGUACGAUACUUUUGCAAUUCCAUAACCGCACGUCUACACCGAUUCGAAAGCUUGGAUGAAGGAGCACCAAGAGAAGGAACUCUUGGCCGCAAAUAUCAACUGCAAAUACGUCUGGGUCUGGAAGAGUGGAGCGUUUGUCAUGCACAUUUUGCAUGACCCGUGAUGUUUGUGAUGCAUGACAUAGCAUCACAGACUUUUUACGGGCUUCUUGAUGCCUAUCCCGUUCCCGCAUGACAAAUGCCGUCUCCGCAUAAGUAGCAGCAACUGGAGUGGUCCUCUUGCUCUUCAAGCUAUACAAAUUUUUUUAGAAUCCAAAGUUAGCAUCACAGCUUGCAAUUUUCCAGUGACCCAGACUACAUAUUUACAAUGCAUAGCAAAACGCGCGGAGCAAAUGUACGGAAAGGCGGACCACGUUUUUGAUAAAAAGGGCCACUACAUCCACAGCGGCCUGUUUCAGGGCACCGCGAAAGCGCCGAUGUCCAAAGGCGAAGUAUUACAAUGAAAAAUGCCUCCACCCCCGAACUUGCGUCGAGCAUUUGUAUUGCAAACCUUUCCAAAUGAAGCACUCGCAUUCUUGCAUCUAUCAGCAUCACAGAUUUCCGAUCGUGAAUAGCAAAAAUUUGCAUUGCAAAAGAUCCCAGCGAGAACGGCGCUUGUCAUGCAAGCGAUGCGAUAUACGCCUAGGCUCUGGCGCAUCAGAGACAUUCAUAAAGUUUUCAUUUGGAAAUUUCGCAUCAAAAAGCUGGGGGGGGCAUGUCGCACUGCUAUACGAAGCGGUGUUACUUCUCGCCGGGAGUAUCAACAAAAGCAAAACGAGUCAGAUUGAGAGCCAAGUCGUGCCGAUGAGUGCAGCGGGAGCUGCACCAGGUGUUCCAACGUCCAAGUCCCCGCCUUCACAGGCCGCACCGCCCUCAAAACACACGGACAUUGACUACAGUCACGACCCGCACACCCGCGCGUCUGCCGCACUGCACGAACCGAACGCCAGACAUCAUGGGAGCAUAUGCACUGCAAACGUAUCGUACUCGUACUUCUAAUCGCAGUCAUGCAUUACAAAUCUAGUAAUCAAGGGAAAUCCGCAUUACAAAUUACAUUUGUAAUGCUGAGGCAAUUUCUUGUAAUGCAAUUUAUACUAGUACAAGUACGAUACUUUUGCAGUUCAUAGAGCAAGCAUUCGCACCACAGCUUGGUGGACAACAACGGGCAGCAGCAGAAUAACAGCGCAGCAGGAGCUCCUGGUGCUGUUCUACCUACCAGCGGCCUUGCGGGCGAGUCUACUGUGGAAGCGGUGCCGAAACCAUUUGACGCGAAGGCGCAGAUAGCGUAUCACGACGAUGAGCAAACGGGGAAGCACAUUCCGGACUUCAUUCCGACAAAAUCUUUACAAAAAAUCCCGGAUAUUCCGGCGGUGCCAACGGUGGCGUGUGAGGAAAAUGACUUCAACAAACCGAAUUAUCAAAUGCAAAUAUCUCUGGGUCUGGAAGGUUACAACUUGUGAUGCUGUCUCUGGAUUCGAAAAAAGUUUGUAUUGCAUGACCAGCAAGAAGAGUCCAGUUUAGGCUACGCGGAGAGGGCAUGAUUUCUCAUGCAGAAUAGGCAUGAGGGACCCCUCUACAGAUCUGUCAUGCUACGCCAUGCAUUACAGGCAUCAGAAGUCAUGCAAAGUAUGCAUGACAAACCUGACACUCUUCCAGACCCAGACAUUUUUGCAAUGCACACGAACGGCAUGCUCACCAUGCACAGCGAGAACGGCCCGACCUCCAAGAAGGGGUCGACAGACCGGCUGUUGAAUAUCGCAGCGCUCGCGGCUGGCGAAGGGCUGGAGAAAAACGAAACGUCGGUGAGGUCGGUUAUGGAUGAAUGUGUGAUAGUACUUGUUGUCUUUCUAUUCUGUAGCUAUUUUGAUUUCCCCUUGAAUGAGUUGCAGGUCUCCUUUGUCAUGCCUAAAUUUUUGCAUAGGAGAGCUGUAAAAGUCAUGCUUGAUGUAGCUAGUGUUGCAUGUGUAUGAUCCUUACGCAAGAACAGGACAAACAAGACUUGUAUUGAAGAGACCGAAUGUGAAUGAAAACACCAAGUUGCGUCACACGCCUUGAUACCCCGUCUUCCCGAACCGACGUCAAGUAUUUCUGAGCCGGACAUUGUGGACGCCAUCAUGAUAUCAAAAGUAAAAAUGUCUGGGUCUGGAAACUUGUGAUGCUGGGUGGCGUCUCAUGAUGAGGCUACAAAUCCUGGCUCAGCAUGACAAAUUUCUGAGCUCCUAGGUGUUGCCUAUUCUGCAUGACAAACUGUGCUUCUGCAUCACAGAAAAACGGAGCUCUUGGGUAACGUGCAUGACAGAUUUAAGAGUCAUGCCAGACAAGCAUGACAAACAUGAAUUCUUCCAGACCCAGGUAUUUUUACAGUUGAUACAUGAACAUUCAGAUCGAGCCACCAAAGCAACAAGAAAUGCUUCACAACUUGUUGCUGUAGAGGAUAAGUGGUAAACUAGGUGCAGCUCCUGUUCAGGGUCAUCAAACAGGGCGCACUACGCACUACGGGCGUCGAGAGAGCCGCAGGAGGCGAAUGAGUGCGGCGAAAUGAAAUUUUUUCUACGUAUCUGGAAGAUUUGACAACAUUGAGAUUCUAACACUAGACUUACAUUCAUUUGUAUGAUUCCUUUUGAUCACCUUGUUUUAUGUUUUACGUUUUUCAGAAUCAGACGACCGCUUCAUUUGAAAUGAAGCGGUACUAUUAGCCCUUUGUUCUUGACCAACGUUUUUAUUUAUUUUACAAAUUUACAACCUCAUCAGUAAGUGCGGCCCUUUUACCGCAAAAUUUUGCACAGCCGUUGCGCAGCACAAAUUGCGUGCGCAGCGAGCUAGUUUUCUUUUCUUUGAUAUUUCGGACGACACGAUAGUUGAAAAGCGACGACGCACACGCAAGUGAAGAAGUUGUGCACAACUCGGGGUUUAUUCGAACCCUUUUUCUUUGUAACCUAACAUUUUUCUAGUUCACGAUUACACAGUUUACAUUUUUAUGGCUUUCCUUUAUACAACAUUCAAUUCCUGUAUUUCGGAUUCUCUUCGAGGCCUCCAAAGCCAAAGUAUCUGAAUUUUAAACUACUCUACUGAAGAAGUUGUGCUCCCGAAAUAAACGAAAAACUAACGAUUUACUUGGUGCGAUAGAAACGACUAGGCCGAAGCUCCUGCUACCAGGUGCUGGGUAUUUCAUGUUACGAUCGCAGGAUAGAAGCGCUGCGCUUGGGCUCGACGUCGCUCAUAGGUAAGGAUAAACGAAUCGCGUAAACAACUAAACACCCGCAUUGUACCUCUUAGCAUGCUCUCGCAGUACAAGUACUACCUGUUACGCGUCUUGUGUGAAGGAGAGAGCUCAAGCAAGUAGCACAAGCCAGUGUCGGUUCUUCUCGCGCCAGAAAAACCUAUUUUGCGCAUGUAAACAAAAACGCGAUGAAAAUUGUAGUUGUGAAAAAAAUCUAAAGCACGGCCGUCGAAGGCAACGAACCCGACCACAUUGCUAGAUGAUGUCGCCGCCGAACAAGGAAAACAGUGUUCUCGUGUUGCUGCAGAAAAGAGAUAGCGUUGCAUCUCCUGCAAAAA
Messenger RNA from Amoebophrya sp. A120, 11321 nucleotides. The record is from the annotation of a GenBank genome assembly. NCBI's taxonomy places the organism in Eukaryota, Dinophyceae, Syndiniales, Amoebophryaceae.